This is a messenger RNA of Zingiber officinale, 1312 nucleotides long. Its product is annotated as probable WRKY transcription factor 72. NCBI's taxonomy places the organism in Eukaryota, Viridiplantae, Streptophyta, Magnoliopsida, Zingiberales, Zingiberaceae. Gene Ontology annotation, molecular function: DNA-binding transcription factor activity; sequence-specific DNA binding. Gene Ontology annotation, biological process: regulation of DNA-templated transcription. The record is from RefSeq and is a predicted model, not a curated record. The coding region runs from base 46 to 1218 and encodes 390 amino acids. The transcript is spliced from 4 exons.
GUGUUUGGUGGUUCUUCUCCUUGAUUGAGGAAUUAGCAGAGCGACAUGGAAUUCUUGCCAGUUUCAGAUACAGCUCUUAAGAACAGGGAGAAGAAGAAGCAGAAGAUUGAAACCCAAUUUGGUGAAAUCAAACUUGAGGAUCAGGAUCUUGCUGAAUCCUCCAAAGUGAAGCAUGAAGUAGGAGAUCAAAAUAAGAGACUUAAAGAGUUCCUACUGUUCAGCCAAGUGAACAGUCAAGAAGAAGAUGGUGAAGACUCUGAUCUUGUUUCUCUUAGCCUCGGAACCCUAAGUACUAAAAGCAAGGCCAAAAUAGAAGCCAAGGCAAAGCAUACUGAUCAUGAGCUCAAGGAAGGUGGUGACCUCUCCCUCGGUUUCGAUCAAUUUAGCGGCGAAGCUUCUGGUGCCGCAGAUAGCAGCAGCAAGGAGCCAAAGAAUGUAGAGGAAGUGCCACAACCACAAUCCAACCUCAAGAGAGCUAGGGUUUCAGUGAGAGCAAGAUGUGCUACCCCAACUAUGAAUGAUGGAUGUCAUUGGAGGAAAUAUGGACAGAAGACAGCCAAAGGAAAUCCAUGCCCCCGAGCAUAUUAUCGUUGCACCAUUGCACCGGGAUGCCCAGUAAGAAAGCAGGUGCAAAGAUGUGUUGAAGACUUGUCCAUUCUGAUCAGUACCUACGAAGGAGCUCACAACCACCCACUUCCCCUGGCCGCCUCCGCGAUCGCCUCCACCACCUCGGCCGCUGCAAGCAUGCUCAUGGCCGGCUCCUCGACCUCUGAUUUUCAGCGAAGUCAGUUCAGCCCUUAUUCCCACUCCCACUCUACCGUCACUCUGGAUCUCACUGCGCCGCCACCGGCGCCGACGCCCCAAAUCAGCUACUUCCCCCAUUAUUCCUCAACCAGCUUCAACUUCUCAUCUUCGGCCAAGAUGAAGACUGAGGCUGAAACAGCUCGAGUCAUGCCGAAGCAGCAGACGCUGACGACCGACAUGAUCGCGGGGGCUAUCACUUCGCACCCGAUCUUCCGAUCUGCUUUGGAGGCGGCCGUAAAGAUGUGCGUCGGGGGAAGGCCAAGUUACAGCGGUGUUCAUGUGCAGCGGCAGCAGCAAGAGGAAUUGGCACCGCCUCCCUCGGAGACAGCAGCAGGAACAGCAGCAGCAGCAGCAGCAGGGAAUUACUUGACGAUCUUGAACUCCUGGAGUUUGAACCAGCCGCAGAGACGAUGAGAAAUAUAUAUAGUUGAAUUAAAUUUGGGCAUUUAUUCUUUCCCUUGUGUAUAUGAAUUUGAAGAAGAACAUAUUUGGAAUUUGGAAUUUGGAA